AUGGCUGAUUGCACCAGUAGAAGUACGGCUGAAAAGGUUUGCAUCAUCGGUGGUGGCGUAUCGGGUCUCGUCACACUGAGGACUCUUCUUGCAGAAGGGUUUGAUGUCACUUUGCUUGAAGCACGGAGUAGGGUCGGUGGGGUCUGGGCUACGGGUUACGUCGGUCAAGGGGCUCAGUCGCCCAGUUGGUUUUAUGAGUUCAGCGAGUUCCCAGUGGGAGAUCGUUAUCCCCUUUUUAUGAAAAAAGAGGAUCUCUGUAGCUACAUCGAUGAUUAUGUAUCGCACUUUGAGCUCGCCUCGUAUAUCCACUGCAACGUCGUCGUGACACAUCUCCACAAUGUCAACGACAAGGCGUGGCGAGUUGUCCCAGAAGGAACGUAUGAGCGUAUUGCAACAGGAGAAAUCCGUGCGAAGCAGGCCACUAUCGAGGAGUUCACCAAAGAGGGCAUCCUGCUCAGCACUGGGGAGCAAAUUGCAUGCGAUGCAGUCGUACUCGGCACCGGCUUUGAAGCGGCAAUGGAGAUCUUGCCUGUAGAAUGCAGGAAUAGUCUGAUCUGUGAUAACGGAGAGGGUCCAUGGCUGUAUCGUCAUAUUGUCCACCCAGAGUAUAUGCAUCUAGGCUUCGUUGGCUGGGCUUCUACUAACAUCAGUAUCAGUACUUCUACUCUGCAAGCCCUUUGGCUAGCUGGAUUCUGGAGGGGUAGAAUCUCCCCGUCAAUGCAAGAUAUGAAGUGCGACAUUGCGAAGUACCGUAAGUGGGCGCUCGAGCAUAUCCCUCCAACACCGCAGCGGCCCUGCACUACGUUCCUCUACAUAGAUCUAUAUCACGAUCAACUAGUCGAGGACUUGGGAGUCAGCAAGUACCUCCACGGUGGUAUUUUUGAUGACUUCAAACUCUAUUACCCGGCUACGUACCGCCCCUUGGUUGUUGCAGAGGAGAACUCCUCGAGAAGAACUGUGAUUGAUUGCGGAUUCAAUUUGGAUGGUUUAACCAAAAAGCAACACAUGACAAUCGGCCGAAGCAACCCCGUCAUUCGACGCGCCGCAGAUGACGUGAUCAUCCCGUCUGAGGUCAAAGCUUCUGAAGAAACAGCUUUGCUUCUGUUAAAGGACCUGUUGGUGGACACCAUUGCGCAAUAUCCCCUUCACGAGAGUAUGCCGGAUGUGUUUGGCCUCAUGCGACUGCUCAUGUUCCUAAGAGUAGCUAAAAAUGAUGCUCACAUAGCAGCGAAGCGAUUCAAAGAAUUCCUCGCUUGGCGGCAGAUGAGGAAAGUAGAUGAAAUCAGGAAGAACAUUCUCGAGAAAAAGUUGACUUUCGAUGACAUUCCGCACAUCGACAAGGUCACUUAUUAUCUCCCUUUUAAUCCGUGCCUAAGAGAUGCUGUUGGUGAACCCUUGCGUGCUAAGGACGGCUCCUUCAUUUACUGUGAAAGGCUGGGAAUGAUCGAGACCAACGGUUUCAUCGCCGAAGUCAGUGAUGAUGAAUUCAUGGAAAUGUUCAUUUAUCUCAGCGAGCUCGGGCAGCUCCUCAUCCACGACGUUUACGAGCGCACGAAGGAGCUGUCUUCCUUCAUUCUGGUCAUAGACGUUGGUGGAGCACCUACGGCCUCCUGGGCUAACCCGAAGCUCUGCAAAGCUGUUGUGAAUAGGAUGGGGUCCGCGGGGAAGUUGCGGGAGAGCUACUACCCUGGUCAGGUCAGUAAAGUGUGCUUCCUGAAUGCCCCAUGGAUAUUCGAUACAUUCUUCAAGUUGCUGAGGUCCUUCCUAUCUAAAGCCAGUCUAUCAAAGGUGACUAUAUGUCGUCCCGGAGAGCAGACAAUUAUGUCAUUGGUUGACCCGAUGAAUAUCCCUGCGUUCUUGGGGGGUUCUUGUGAGAGUCCACUGGGCCAGGUGCCGGAGACUGGUCGCCUGCUCAACGACAGAUUCGGCUUGGGAACAGGAGGAGCAGUGGAGACUGUAACUAUCGCCAAGGGUGAGAGCCUCCGGAUCCCCCUGACCGCUGUGAAGAAGGGCGACGUCGUCUCCUGGGCGUUCGGCGUUGAGGCACAGGAGAUACUCUUCGGAGUAGAGAUACAGACACUGAAAGAUGGCGAGAUGACUUCCGAGUAA
Molecule: messenger RNA, 2109 nt
Organism: Perkinsus marinus ATCC 50983
Lineage: Eukaryota; Perkinsozoa; Perkinsida; Perkinsidae
Product: dimethylaniline monooxygenase, putative
Exons: 21
Coding region: 1-2109 (702 amino acids)
Molecular function (GO): flavin adenine dinucleotide binding; N,N-dimethylaniline monooxygenase activity; NADP binding
Source: RefSeq, a predicted model, not a curated record